Dissoconium aciculare CBS 342.82 is the source of this 642-nucleotide messenger RNA. Its product is annotated as DUF814-domain-containing protein. The transcript has 3 exons. The coding region runs from base 1 to 642 and encodes 213 amino acids. The record is from RefSeq and is a predicted model, not a curated record. Lineage: Eukaryota; Fungi; Ascomycota; Dothideomycetes; Mycosphaerellales; Dissoconiaceae.
AUGGUGUAUUACUUCACGUCAAACAUUGUUGAGCCUGCGGCCUUCAUCUACGUAGGCAAGGACAAAGUAGAAAAUGAGGACCUGAUCGCGCACGGCUGGCCAGAGGACGUCUGGUUCCACGUCGACAAUCUUUCCUCCGCCCACAUCUACCUGCGCAUGCGCGACAACGAAACCUGGGACAACAUCCCCGAAGAGCUGCUCACGGACUGUGCGCAGCUCACCAAGGCCAACAGCAUUGAGGGCAACAAGAAGGACAAUGUCACGGUCAUCUAUACGCCAUGGAGCAAUCUGAAGAAGAGCGGGAACAUGGCGACCGGACAAGUCGGGUUUAAGGACCAGAAAUUGGUGAAGCGAUUAUACGUCGAGAAGCGCGAGAAUCCCAUCGUCAAUCGCCUGAACAAGACCAAGGUCGAAAAGUUCCCCGAUCUCCGCCAGGAGAAGGCAGAUCGCGAAAGGGAGUUGCGGAAGAUUGAAAGGAUUGCUGCGCAGGAGAAGAAAAAGGAAGAUGCCAAAAUAGCCGAGGAACGAAAGCGGAUCAAGUACCAAAAGGAGCAUAUGUACGAUGAUCUGCACACCGAGGAUAACAUGGCCAUCACGUCCAACGAAGACCGGGACGCCGAUUUCCUGGAUGAUUUUAUGUAG